CAGAUUGCUGAGGUAUGCAGUUUGCAGAGAGAUUAAUCAGAUGAGUCUGACCUCUGCGGUUUCCUGGAGCCUAGUCUCAGGGUAUAAAACCUUCCUGGGAGCAGGAAGAGACCCCAGUUGCAGCCUCACCUCCAAGGCAUCCACCGAAGCCGAGCACGCUGCAAUGAAGCACCUACAGAAGCUCCUGCUCGCCCUCACGUUGGUGGCAUGUCCUCUGGCCGAAGCCAGUCACGCCUGGAACCGGAUGGCAGGAGCAGGCAGAGCCAAGGCCUCUGCCAGGCCCUACAUGGCUUAUCUGGAAGGGAAGAGCGGCCACUUCUGCGGGGGCUUCCUGGUGGCCCCCAGCUGGGUGAUGACAGCAGCUCAGUGUUUCAGCCACAAACCUCUGACUGUCAUCCUUGGAGCCCACAACAUUCAGAGAAGAGAGGAAAGCUGGCAAAUGUUUGAAGUCCAGAGGUAUCACCGCCAUCCAGACUUCACCAAUCCCAUGAAGGGAAAUGACAUCCUCCUGCUGAAGCUGAAAGGCAAUGCUACCAGCAACAGCUACGUUAGGACCAUUUCCUUCCAAAAAAUAAAGGCCUCUGGAGGGACGGUGUGCAGCAUAGCUGGCUGGGGCCACAAGGCACCCACUGCCACAUUCCACGAAGCCAACGUCACCAUCCACAAACAAAGGGACUGCCUAACCGUGUACCCUGGACUUGCCAACAACUUGAUCUGUGCCAACAGUGGAUCUGCUGGGGUGCCUGAAGAGGGUGAUACCGGCGGCCCACUUGUCUGCAACAACAAAGCCUAUGGUAUCUUCUCCUAUCAGUAUAAGAACCGGAUUGGCUUCUACACACACAUUGCUCCCUACCUUCCCUGGGUUGACAGCAUCAUGAAGUUGGCGUGACUCCACAUGCCCCAGCUGCUUCCCUGGAAAGCUCACGCACCAGGGCUCACGCUCACCUGCUGCUGCUUCUCUUCUCCCUGGGAAACUUCUUCCACCGGUCUUCAUGGAUGUGGCAAGGAGUUCUCUCUGGCAAAGCAGGGGGCUUUGUGCAGAAUUUGCACCUUGACUGAGCCUGUUCAGCGUGAGAGCUAGGGAGCACCCACGUGCACCGCACACUUUCCCUGCUCCGGGCUGCCCUUUGGCCAAACCACUUGUGGCUCCAGAGAGAGCAGCAGGGCAGACCCGAGUGAGGUGACUGCAGCUGCUGGGACAUCCACCGCCCCACACAAUGUUCUUGGGGGAUCCAAAGAGCAACAUCCUCCCUGCCCCUGGCAUUCAUGAUGCCUGGAUCUCAUUGCCCAGGCCCUGGGGUUACAGGGUUGUCCCAGCUCCAGGGGGAACAACACUUUCGGCUCCUGCUUCACUACUGCUGCCGUCCCCUACCUCUGAAACUCGCUGUCUCAUUUCUCCCCUCUUGCUGUAGUUCCAGCGUUGUAAAAAUACAUAAAAACAAUAAACUGCAUCUGCAUUUGAGAGCCUUCUAUGAUUUGAAUUUGUAUCAGUCUGG
Molecule: messenger RNA, 1496 nt
Organism: Oxyura jamaicensis (ruddy duck)
Lineage: Eukaryota; Metazoa; Chordata; Aves; Anseriformes; Anatidae
Product: granzyme G-like
Exons: 5
Coding region: 41-889 (282 amino acids)
Biological process (GO): proteolysis
Molecular function (GO): serine-type endopeptidase activity
Source: RefSeq, a predicted model, not a curated record